CGUGACAAUUGGCUCCUAGCAACGACAAUCCAUACCUCAAGAAUAAUGGAGGUUUUGUAUGUUAGAAACAAACAGAACCUCAACAUUGAAAACGCAAAUAUACAAAAAGCAUGAUUAAAGAACCGAUAGAAUACAUUAAAUUCAAUGAAACAACGUUAACAGAAUGCAUAAAAAUAGCGAAGGUCGCUGCGUCGACGUCUUCAAAGGAAAGUGUCAUUGCAGAGGAACAUAAACAGAAAGAUGGACAACUUCAUGAAGGAGUUCACAGUUUUCAGCUAACUGCCAUUGAUGAAGAAUCCAAAUGUAGCAAACAUACACCUGAUGUACAAGCAUCGUGUAAAGGAGAUUCACAAACAGACCUCCAAGAUCGCAUAUACAUAGAAAUGUUGCCAAGAACAGAGACAAUGGAUUCCGACAGUCUUACCAAACAGAUAGCAAAUAACUCAAAUUGUGAUCCGAUUGACCAGAGAGUAAAUAACACAGACUUUGAUACUGAGGACCAAGGAAUGAUUACGUCGAUUAACGUUGGGAAUGACCUAGAGUUUAAUUCGGUGGACCUAGCGGGGGAUAAGGACUCCGAGGAAAGUAGUGACAGUGACGGAACGAAUUGUAGAAUAUGUGCCUGUAGUGAAGACACAGGUGAAUCUUUGAUAUCAGCGGGUUGUAACUGUAAGGGAUACCUAGAGUUCUGUCACAAGAGUUGCUUAGAAACGUGGAUACGAGCGCAGAGAUCAAACAGAUGCGAACUUUGCAGGGCUGUCUUCAGUGGCAUGUCACAACUCCCGGGCUAUGAAGAAGAUGCGGAAUCAUAUGUCAGUACAACCAGCUCUUUCAUGACAAGUGGAAACGUCAGGGGUGCCAGGGCUUGCUUCAUUAUGACAUUCUUCAUCCUGCUUGCUAUGACGAUCACAUCAGGCUUGCUUUUAACACGUACGAUCAAAAUGAAACACUCCUCAUACAACUUCCAGCCAAGUAUGAAUAGCGAGGACCAUAAUUUCAUCCUAACCAUUUCACUGUCGAUCUUCAUCGUGAGCAUAUGUUGCACUAUGUUCAUCUCUAUAUGUUGGUUUACGUGGGAAGUCUCAUACUUAUGUUAUUGGAACACACAAGCUGAGCGUGAUCGAAGAGUUCUACAAGAUAUGGUUCAUAUCAUAGAUGGCGAAAGUGUAGAAAGUGUCUGAUUAGACAAAAUGAGAUAAAUUUCAGCAAUAUUUUCUACAUCAUCAAUAUAUGCUCUUCAGAUUGGACCAUAAUCUUAAAAAAACAGUGAAAUCGUCAAUUUAUUUUAUCAGUUUAUUUAAUAAUUCAGUAUAUUCAAACAAUAUUCUUUGUACACAAUUCCUUGUAUAACAAAGCCAAAAAUAGAACAAUAUUGUAAUGUUAAUUUGAAGCAUGAUAAGAGGUUCAUUCACUUAAAUUGAUCCAAUUAGAAUGUUCUACAUGGUUUUGAUAUUCAUGGUGUCAUUAUAGCGCUAUUAACAGAAACUC
Molecule: messenger RNA, 1488 nt
Organism: Owenia fusiformis
Lineage: Eukaryota; Metazoa; Annelida; Polychaeta; Sabellida; Oweniidae
Source: the annotation of a GenBank genome assembly